This is a messenger RNA of Onychostoma macrolepis, 3365 nucleotides long. RefSeq lists its product as uncharacterized. NCBI's taxonomy places the organism in Eukaryota, Metazoa, Chordata, Actinopteri, Cypriniformes, Cyprinidae. The coding region runs from base 162 to 1364 and encodes 400 amino acids. The record is from RefSeq and is a predicted model, not a curated record. The transcript has 8 exons.
GAUGAAGUAAUCGCGAGUGCAUGCUUGGGGGUUUUGCGCUCGUUUGUUGCGAAACUUUAUUCAUUUAUGGGCUUUAACUCGGGCUUUUCAAACAGUAAAUUAAGAUUUCGUCGUAUGUGGUUUCUGCGUGACACGAUCUGAAUUCAAUCCAUGAGCGUAAAAUGAAGAGAACGUCUGUUAAAAGAUCUAAAAACAAACGAAAAUCAGAAACAGGAAAAUGUUUGUAUAAAAAGUCCAAAGUUGAAAAAGACCCAGAAUCAGAAAAUAUACUUCCUUGUUCAACUCCUUUGCAAAAUAAAUCUGUAAGGGAUCAUGUAAGGAAAAUUUUAGCUCAUACUCCUUCACAUUUGAAUGUCACUGCUUCAGCGGAUCAAGGAAGUCCAGUCAGUGCUCCAACAAUUAGCCAGACAAGUGUGAAAGGAAACCUAACUAUAAAUCAAAACUUUACAGUGGUCUUGCAGAAUCCCUCUGAUGGUUAUCCUUUGCCUGAGGAUCACUCAGAUGUAAAAGAGGCGACAUAUGAUGACUAUCAAAUUCUGCCUUCACACAACACUGAACAGGUCCCUCAAAAAUGUGAAAGCUCUCAUCGUCGGAGACACUUGUCCUUCAAAAAUUGUCUGGAGCAACAUACAUUAACUCUUGCAGAGGUGAAAAAGGACACAAAUCACUUAAGAGAGGUUACUGUUACCGGAAAGAUUUUAGACUUUCAGCCUGCAAUCAGCAUUCUGCAGAAUGAAGAAGGGAUAAAUUAUUCUCAUUAUAUUCUGUAUGAUACCACUGCAAAAGUUCACUUGAGUUUAGCAGAGAAAUUUAUUGUAACCGUUAAUCAGUGGUAUAUAUUUAAAAGUCUUUCCAUCUGUGACUUUGGCAAGGGAAAUGUGCUUUGUUCAACUGAACUCACAACACUGGAGUCAUUUACUCCUUCAGACAAUCUACAGGAGUCUGGAGAGACCGUCAUCUCAGGGAAGGUCACUGAGGCAUUAUUGACCGUUGAAUAUAUCUGUUCAUGCGGUGCCACGCUCUCUUUCUCAAAUACCAAAUUGUUCUGUAUUAAAUGCAACAAGUGCAGAAAAAGCUGCAGGUGUGAAAAUGUUCAGAACAGAGCCAAGGCCAGUGUAACCAUCAAACAGCCCAAUGGAACAGACCAGAGAGUGGUGUUAAAUGAUGCACUGCUGCACUCUAUUAUCAGCUUCAAGAGAGAGGGAUACUGUGACAGUCAGCAGCUGGAGGACCAUCUGCUGAGAGCUGAGAGAAUGACUAUCGUCUGUGUGGAUGAUGAGCCUCGGCGUGUGCAAAUAGAAGCAGUGGAAAAAGCAAAGGAUGUGGCAAACAAAUCCUUUUUUUCUAGAUGCUGUGCCAUGUGAAGCCUUUUUCAUUAAAGGGUUAGUUUGGAACACAAAUGAAGAUAUUUUCAAUGACACCUGAGAGAUUUCUGUCUAUCAAUUUAAAGACUAUUCACUCAAAACUCUUGACACUCUGAAUGUUCGUAAAAAGAACAGCUAAUAAAUCCAUAUGAAUUAAGCAGUUUAAUCCAAGUCUUCUGAAGAGACAUGAUCACUAUAUGAUGAACAGCUUUAAUUUGGACUUUUAUUCACAUAUGAAAAUUGAUCAGCAAACAUAAACAGAAGUUCAACCAUGUCUGCUUGUCAAGCAAGAACAAACCUCAUUGGAUCUUGCUAAAGCUCAAAUGUCAAGAAUGAACCUCAUUGGUUCUCGUUAAAGGGCAAAUUAUUAUUUUUCCCCUUGAUGUUGUAAUAUUGAUCAUUAAUGUAAUUGCAUUCAUUGCAUAAAAGGCCACUGAAUUCCUACGCUCAACAGAAACGUGUAACAUGAAAUGUCGCUGUAAUGCUCAACGCAGCAAAAAACAAUGCGUAAAAAGAAAUCUGAUGCAGCAUUUGCAGAUCUAAAUGCUGCAAAUCGACACUUCAUUCAUUUUCACUUUAAUUGUGACAGCCAUAAUAGAUUUAGUUUUAUUGUGCAUGGGGGAUUUUACUCCCUUAUGCUGUAUUUGUGGCACAUUUGUGUUCAUUUUGAUGGUAUUUUUGCCCUAAGCCCUUGUUAAUUUCCAGCCCUGGAUCGUAUAUGUUUUUGUCGAUCCCAUCCAUUUGCAUUAUUCCAAUUUAUUUUAUUGCUGUAAAUUGUUUAAAAAAAUUAACAAAUUAAUCGCUAUUUUUUUCUGUAAUUUAUUAGCGAUUAAUCACAUUAGUAUGAUAUAUUUAUAUUGUCAUAAUUUCAAAAUGAAUCUCAAAAUUAAUAUAGAGAGAACAUAAAUAUGGUAUAUUUUAAAUAUAUGUGUUUAAUGUCAUCUUUUUACUAUUAAUGUACUAUUAAUGAAGUCCAGUAUCAUUGAUACCAGUGUCUUAAAUAUUAAAUGUCUAUUGUCCUUCAAUUUUAGCCAUUAAACAUUACAGUACAGUACAGUAAAGCCAUUAUUUUUAACAUUUAAUAUGCUUUGAAAAAUAUAACUUUUAAUUUAAGUGAACUUAAAACAAUCUUCACAUAAACUGUAAAUUAUUUAUGUAUAAACUAUAAAUUGAAUAUAGAUGCAUUUAUAUUCAAUUUAUAUCUAACCUAUAUUCAGUUUAUAAACUAUCAGCAUUGAAUACUGAUUAAUUGUAGUUCUUUCCCUCACUAAAGCCGUUAAGUACACAGUCUUGGACCUUUUCCUUUUUGUCCAGUUUUUACAUUUUACAAUAAUUCCCGAACCAACGCUGCUCAAAAAGUGGACAUGCACUAAUGCAAAAAAUUUUCUUUUCACUUGUUCACAAAAACAUGUUCAACACAGAAGAUAUACAGUAUAUGCAAGUCAUUGUAUAUGGAUAGAAUUAGAAUAAUGAAUGAAUUAUGCAUUUACUGUAGUUAAUAUUUAACCAAUCAUCCAUCCAUUGACUUGGCAACAUGCAUACAGUAUAUUACAACUCUAUAAACAUUUCUACAGUUGUUUCUCAUUCAUUAAUGUUCAGUAUUUGUUAUUUCCUUUAGUUUUUUCCUUCCUGUUUAUUUAUGUUGUAUGUUUACUGCAUAUGCCUGUAGAAAUUUUGAAAUUUGAUUAGACAAAAACAUCACAACAGCCAGACCACAUGAAUUGACAAAAAUGAUACUGUCUGAACUCCUCCAUUAUUCUUCAACCAGAAAAACAGAAAAAAAAAGCUCAACACCCCAGCUAUCAUAUUAUCAUUGUAAUUUCUUUCUUUUAUAUAUUCAUAAAUUUAACCUUGAUAGCUUUAUUACAGACCAAGGCUUCAGUCAGUUUAUUGGCAUGUUGCCAUGGUAACCCUCAGGGUCAAAUGAAACCUUGUUAUCAUUGGUCAUAUCAGUGGUGUAUGUUGUAAUAUCUGCACGCACAGAGUUUUCUAUUUUCUGUG